AUGACGUGAGCACCCAGCGAUUUGUCCGAAUCUAGUCACUUCCAUCUAUACGAUGCCGGCUUCACACUUAUUCAAACAUCAACGGCGGUCAGGUUCGAUCACCACGGACGGAGCUCUUCCACGAUCCGUCUCCAAGAUGACACAAUUUCUUUCGGCCGGGCUUUCAAAGCCUCGGUGAUCGACCUCAUGAUGGUCUGCUCGAUCGUCAAUCAUGUCAUACUCUCUCGAGCGCUGUCAACGCGGAGGUGCUCAAUGCUCAACAUUGCACAAGUUCGUCGACGCCCUCGAUAGCUCAUCGACCUCAAGUAUAUAAUGGCUCACGAGUCCACUCCUUGUCCGAAAGAAUACUUCAUCACCUUCAACAUCAGCUUCUUGGCACACCACCGCAUCACUCUCCUAUAAGUCAUCAUCACCCAAACAUACAAAUCUUCAAGAUGCGUGUUCAAAAUGGUGUCUCUCUGCUCGCUGCAGCCAGCAUUGCCUAUGCUGCACCUCUGGUGAACCCGGUUGCUCCUGUGAUCAAGCCGGUCGAGUCUGCCCUCGACCCUAUCGAGAACCUAGCCGCUGGCAACCCACUCCUUUCCGCCCCCGCCGCCAUCAUCGCUCAAGCCGACAGCGCCCUUCUCCAGCCUCUUGCCCAGGACAACUUCAAGCGCACAGACAAGCCUGUCAAGGCAGCCGCUGGCAUUCUGGCUGACGCUGGCGACGCUCUUCUGUUCCCCGCCGAGGUCCUCGACGACGCCCUUCACCGUGAGGCUGCCAAGGGCCGCAAGCACUACCCUCGCACCUUUGUCCCGGCCAAGGAGGCCGAGAAAGACGCCGCUGGCAUCCUCGCUGAUGCCGGUGACGUUCUUCUCUUCCCUGCCGAAGUCCUCGACGAUGCACUCCACCGUGAGGCUGCCAAGGGUCGCAAGCACUACCCUCGCACCUUCGGCCCUGCUGCUAAGGGCGUCGAGAAGGACGCUGCUAGUAUUCUUGCCGAUGCUGGUGAUGUAAUCCUUUCUCCCUUCGAGUCUCUCGAGGAGUCCCUCCGAGCCGCCUCGAAGGGCCGUAAACACUACCCUCGCACCCUGGGCCCAGCCGUCAACAGCGCUGAGAAAGAAGCUGCCGGCAUUCUUGCCGAGGGCGCUGACAUUGCUCUCUCGCCAUUCGAGUCGCUCGAGGAGGCCCUCCGCGCUGCUUCCAAGAGUCGCAAGCAUUACCCACGCACCUUCGGCCCUACCGCAAAGGGCGUCGAGAAAGACGCUGCAGGCAUUCUCGCCGAUGCUGGCGAUGUCGUGCUCUCUCCUUUCGAGUCACUCGAGGAGGCUCUUCGCGCCGCCUCCAACGGCCGCAAGCACUACCCUCGCACCAUCAAGCCCGUGAAGGAGGCCGCUAGCGAGGCUGCUGACGUCGUCGCCGCUGGUGCUGACAUUCUUUUAUCGCCCGCCGAGGCCCUCGACAAGGCUCUGCACAAGGCUAGCGGGAAGCACCCUCGCGAUCUCGAGGCGCGCACCUUCCCUCUCUUCUUCCCGCCGCCGCCUCUCGUCGCCGGCGCCAUCAUUGCUCACGAGGCCGCUGACGCUUUCGAAGAUGCCCUCCGCGGCCCUUACUACGAUGAGUACGAUGGCCGUGACGAUGACUACUACUACGACAACCACUUCUAGAUGCGCCUGGUCAAAUAUGAAUUCGGAGCACGAAUCAUGGAUGGUGUUCU
Molecule: messenger RNA, 1696 nt
Organism: Dissoconium aciculare CBS 342.82
Lineage: Eukaryota; Fungi; Ascomycota; Dothideomycetes; Mycosphaerellales; Dissoconiaceae
Exons: 1
Coding region: 435-1646 (403 amino acids)
Source: RefSeq, a predicted model, not a curated record